UGACCCACUUGGGCCCAAUCCAAGGGGUCCCCAACUACCACCAUUAACCCGCCGAGUCGCCUGGAUUUCUUAGUCCAACCGUUGAAAAUCGGAAAGCCAGAAAUGGCAAGGCUAUCCAAUCUCUAUCUCUUGGCUUACAACUCUCUUCAGGCUGCUGCAUGGGCAGUUUGUCUCUCUCUAAGCUUGAGCAGUGCCGUCAAUGGCGCCUACGCUUCUGCUGGACACCUUAUCUAUUUGCUCCAAAUGGUUCAGUUCUUGGAAGUUAUACACGGAGCCAUUGGUCUGGUGCCGAGUGGAGUUGUGUUUCCUCUGAUGCAAUGGGCAGGAAGGGCGCAUUUUCUGUACGUUGUGCGCCAAACCCAUGAGGUCCAGGAGUCGCCAUCAGUCUUCAUAACUUUUGUUGCUUGGAGCCUAAGUGAGGUUAUUAGGUAUCCACAUUAUGCUUUUAAUUGCACAGGGAGCUGUCCAUCUUGGAUUACCUAUCUCAGGUACACUGCAUUCAUUGUCUUGUAUCCUCCAGGGAUGGCUGGUGAAACCUGGCUUAUGUACCAAGCACUUCCUUUUAUAAAGAAGAAGAGCCUCUCCCCAGAUUUCCCCGCUGGCCUCUCCUUCAGCUAUUAUAACUUUCUGAGGGUCCCUGGCUAUGGAUGUUUGGACCAGAUAGAACCGGUACCAAGGACAGGAUGCCAACUAGCAGGCCAUUAUAUGCUCAACGACACAAUCUCAGUUACCUUUUUCCACUUACAAGUGAUGCUUGAAGUCUAUUUGACGCUUGAAGCAGACUCGGAAGCCCGUAUUUUACUCUUACAAGUGAUGCACGCAUUUGUCCAAAAUGGAGGAAGUUUGAAUGAAAGUCCGAUUUUGAUAUGCUAAGGAAUGUAACUACAAGGGUAUUAUUAAGAGUUUUUCCACCACACGAGAUAUAUGGCAUACAUCACAGCGAUGAGCAGGACUUUCUGCAUAUAACAUUGUAUCAUGGAAUGUUGCAAUAACAGUGUACUCGAAUCAUAAGAGUAGCUCCCCACUGCCUAGAGCAUAUGCUGCCGGCACAUCCAUCUUUGUUGUCCAAAGAGGCCGGCAUGUAUUCUAGGGCCUAUGUGCCUCAGUUGUGGUUAGCCAUUUCGUUGCAUGUUUUGGCAUGAUAUAGCAACCAGAUUAUCUCUUAAUUUAAUAAUUAGCUGACUUAUUUAUACUUAA
Molecule: messenger RNA, 1197 nt
Organism: Malus domestica (apple)
Lineage: Eukaryota; Viridiplantae; Streptophyta; Magnoliopsida; Rosales; Rosaceae
Source: RefSeq, a predicted model, not a curated record